AUGAGAUGCAUCCAUGCAACAGUUGUUGCCAGCAAGAGUAUUGUCAUGAAAAUACAGCCAUUCACCUACUCUAGACACAGGAGACUGAGUACCCUUUCACAGCCUGUAUUAAAGAAACAGCCAAAGUAUCCCAUUUCAAUCCCUAAAAAGAAAGCAUCACCCAUGGCUAAAGGCAUUGGAGUCAUGCUGGGCUUGUAUUGUGUUGGACUAGUGGCUAUAUGGGGCACAGUGGAUGAGAAACAGACAGAAACCAAGCUACUGCAAAAGGAAAGGGCUCAGUUGAUACAUGAUAUAAAGACCAGGCAAUCGGAAUCUACAUCCAAAUGA
Batrachochytrium dendrobatidis JAM81 is the source of this 327-nucleotide messenger RNA. RefSeq lists its product as uncharacterized. Bases 1 to 327 code for a protein of 108 amino acids. NCBI's taxonomy places the organism in Eukaryota, Fungi, Chytridiomycota, Chytridiomycetes, Rhizophydiales. The record is from RefSeq and is a predicted model, not a curated record. The transcript has a single exon.